This is a messenger RNA of Penicillium atrosanguineum, 2625 nucleotides long. Its product is annotated as putative RSC complex subunit (RSC1). The record is from RefSeq and is a predicted model, not a curated record. Gene Ontology annotation, cellular component: RSC-type complex. The transcript is spliced from 4 exons. Lineage: Eukaryota; Fungi; Ascomycota; Eurotiomycetes; Eurotiales; Aspergillaceae. Bases 1 to 2625 code for a protein of 874 amino acids. Gene Ontology annotation, molecular function: chromatin binding; protein binding. Gene Ontology annotation, biological process: chromatin remodeling.
AUGUCGGACCGAGAUCAGUCCCAACAGCCCGAGGAGCCCGUCACCUCCAUCGAGGAUGAUGGCUCCAUCAGUGACGAGCAAUGGAAGGCAAUGAUGGAUGUCACAAUGGCCAUUUACGACUUUCGCGAACCAGAUGGCCAUGAUCCGUCGCGAUUAUUCCACCGCAGCGUCAACAAGCGCAUCGUCCCCGACUACUACGAUAUUAUCAAGGACCCAAUGGCGCUCAGUAUUCUGAAACAGAGAAUCAACAAGCGUGAAUACAAGCAGUUCUCGGAUUUCGUACGCGACUGCGCAUUGAUCCCUCAUAAUGCGCAGACAUACAAUCGACCCAGAUCCCAAGCAUACGAAGAUGCGAUCGUGAUCAAGGGUGUCUUUCACGAUGAAUUGAAGAAAAUUGCCGAUAAGGGCGUGAUCAGCGCAGAAGAAGCCGAAUUCCCAGACCUAGGAGAAAUUCCCGAGGCCGAUCCUUUGCCCGAUGAUGAUGAAGAGGAAGAGGAAGAAGAGGAAGCAGACAUCGAGGGAGAGGGAGAGGGAGAAGGAGAAGAUGAAGACGAAGAAGACUCUGAUGACGAUAGCCGUCGGAGAAAGAAGCCAGGCCCGAAGCCUGGCUCUAAGAGAGGAAUCAAAGACCCUCAGAAACAUGAGCCUGACCUCCGGAAAAAGCGUGGACGACCUCCACGCGUGGAUACCCCAAUGGAAACCCGCAUCAAGACCAUCCUGAAAGGAAUCCGCAAAUUCAAGGGGCCUGGCGGCCAUCCGAAGAUCGUUCAUUUCGAGAGGCUUCCCGACAAGGCCACCUACCCGGACUAUUACAUGGAGAUCAAGGAGCCGAUUGCCAUCGACAUCAUCAAGCGCAAAUCGAAGCGCAAGAAGUACAACUCCGUGGAUCAUUUUAUGCGGGAUUUGGACCUGAUGUUCGACAAUGCCAAGGCCUACAACCAGUCCGAAAGUCAAAUCUACAGAGAUGCUGUUGACCUGCAGGGCGAGUCUCGGAAGCUGGCUGAGCAGGAAAAGAAGAAGCCCGAUAGCGAGUAUCUCAUGGAAGACGGCCGUUUCCCCUUGCCAGACGGUAUCUUGCACCGAGGCGAGCUGUGGAAAGUCGGAGACUGGGUUCACAUUCAAAACCCCAACGAUGUGUCCAAACCCAUUGUCGCGCAGAUCUAUCGAACUUGGCAGGAUGCAGAGGGCGAGAAGUGGAUCAACGCAUGCUGGUAUUAUCGCCCUGAGCAAACUGUGCAUCACUUUGAAAAGCACUUCUAUCCCAACGAAGUAGUGAAGACGGGUCAAUACCGAGAUCACCGGAUUGACGAGAUCGUCGACCGUUGCUUUGUUAUGUUUUUCACUCGCUAUAGCAGGGGCCGCCCCAGAGACCUCGCUCCGGACAAGGACAUCUAUGUUUGCGAGGCACGCUACAAUGAAGAGAAACAUAAACUAAACAAGAUCAAGACAUGGGCUAGCUGCCUGCCGGAUGAAGUGCGCGAGAAAGACUAUGAGAUGGACCUUUUCGAUGUGCCUCGAAAGAUAAAGAAAGUACCCAGUCCCAUCAAGCAUCUUCUCAAGGAAGAUGCAAAGGAGACAGACGAUCUUCCCCGGCCGGCAUGGGGUGCGGAUAAUGCGCCGCCAGUCGUGGGUGCUGUUCACCGUCGCCCCAGAGAUGAGAACGAAUCGCCGCCGCCAGAGCCAACCCCAUCUCCGCCUCCUCCAUCUCUACCCCCGCCUCCCAUGGCAUCCGCUACGCCCCGUCCAUCGAUGGGCCAGACUUUGGCCAGUGCUGGUUUGGCUGGUCCGGGUAAUGUUGGAGGUGUACUCCAGGCGCCAUCCUCCGCGACUCCAAUGAACCAGACAUCCCCUGUGCCUAUUCCUUCCGCGGCUUAUCAGGGCCAGAUGAACCCACAGAUGUAUCAACCCAACCAGCGACGCACGAGCAGCUUUGUACCCCAGACUCCGGCUGCGGGCUAUCAGGCUUCACCGGUGGCGCACCCCUAUUCGGCGGCACAGCCCUCGCCGUCACCAUACGGUUCCUACUCCGCCAACCGUCUCCACACCACGGCGGCCCCGGUAUACAACCCCAACGCACCGCGCCCGGUUGAAGUUUUCCAUCUGGUAGAUGCAGCGAAUGCCGCCAUUCCCGAGGAUGUUCGAAAGCAAUUCCACUGCGACGAGAGAGGCCAUGUCCUCUUCUUCUCUGCCCCGCCGCUGGAUAUUAUCCCACCUUUCCAGCCAAAGCUAGGACACUCUCUCAAGUAUCUGGUAGCGAAAGAGGAGCGCCAGAAGAACGUGGCAGCGAGAAAACGCAAGCUAGCCGAUGAUCAGAAGCGACGGGACGAAGAAGCUAAACGCCAACGAGCAGAUGGAGAGACAGAACUCGCAGCCCGGGUUGAGGCUCUUGUCCCGAAUGCGAUUGAAUCUAUGUUCCACCAGAUUGCCGCUGGUACAGACGAGUUAUACAGAGGGUUCUACCAAGGCAAGGCAGACAGUGCCCGGGCCGCCGACGUCAGAGCUCGCGAAGGCAGGAUCCAAGUCGACCAGCUGGCUCGCCAGCAGACAGUGCAGAUCCAAGCCCAAUCCUCAAAUGAGGAAUUCGUGAACCUCAAGGGCACUGCCAUGUAUCUAGGUGACAACUAA